AUGAGCAUACUAGGAUACCCGUCCAAAAUACUCUUUGGGCCUGAUGGGAAGGCGGACUUCCCUACAUCAGCCGUGAUGGGAAUCCCUCGACUGUAUACAGAGCGCCACAUCUCGGCAGCAGAUCACCGCUAUUGGGCGCAAUUUACGACCAAGUUCGACACGGUGGACGACGUAUAUGCCUCGCUCCAAGUAGCUGAACUGCGGAAAGCAGCUGAGGAAGCGCCUGAAAACCUGGUAACGCUGGUUGAUGUGCUCACGCUUCAUCUAGAGAGUCUCGUCAACGACCCUCACUUUGCGCCUGUCCCUAAAGCAAGCCCAGGUGGCUGGAGCGCGUUGCUUGCCAGCACGGCGCCGACGCCACCGGUGGAUGGACGAGACCGACAUCGCGAAGCACUGAACUGCUGCCGCGUUUUAUCGCGUGUCAUUCCGAUCCUGUACGAAUCCAAGCCACGCACGAAGGAAGACAUUGACAUUACCGACUUGGAGCACAGCGCAUUGUGGCAUACAAAGCCGCGGCCGUCUGGGUCGUCACGUACGCCUACCCAAGGCCCAGGGUCACGAGUCACACCGCAUAACCAGAGUGCGUCCACGAAGACCCCGGAGCAAGGACGUACGGACGACGAUGAUCAGUUUAUUCUCGCUGAUGGCGACGAAUCGAUCAUGGAUCCGCUCACGGAGGCAGCUGGCGAUGUCUCGACGGUGCCUGUGGAGACGGUAUCCUGCACAGGUCAUGUCUUGCUGAUGACGCUCAUGGAACUGUUGUUCUACGCUGGGUUUACGAUGCCAUGGGCGGAAGAGCAGUUUGCAUCAGACAGAGCUGAUGUGAGUCGUGUGCACUUUACGAUUUGGGAGGCGGGGAUCGGCAGCCCUGUGGACUUGAGCCAUACGACGAUGGAGCAUUUGCAGCGCCGUACUGAAGUGCUUCGUCUGCUGCUAGUCCUACUUGCCAAGCCCAUGUACGUGGAAGCGACGGCACUUCCGACGUCUGAGAUGCAGGCGCUGCGCUUCAUUACGACGGAGCUGGAUCGCCCUGUUGUUCUGUCGUUCCUGUGCAGCUUGCUCAAUACGGUCUCGAACUAUCGUCAGUCCGACGCAUGGUUCACGUUCGGGACAGACCUAGCGCGCGAGCGAUACUUGUCCAUGUGCCUGCAGACGCUUGGCGCAGUGCUCACGUACGAGGACACGUCCAACCUUUUUUCGUUCUAUGCGAAGAAACUGUAUCGUGAAAGUGAUUUUGUGUUUCUUCUGCAUGGUGCGCUGAAAGCGUUCCAGGCUGCGAUGAGUGUAUCGCAUGGUGCCUUUGAGAUGGGACACACCCAAGCGACGUUCCCCAAGCCUGCCGAAGAGCAUGUGUCAGAGUGGCUGGCCGUGCUUUGGCACUUGCUGCGUACCAACGACAAACUCAUGUCCUACGUUGCUGCAAGUCCAAUAUGGAGUAUGCAUGUCAUGUCGUGGGCGCUGUACGUUGCGCUAGCCAAUCGAAACCACGCAGCGACGCUGGGCCAGGCGCAGUGUGCCAUUUUUUUGCUCCAGGACUUGUCAGCGCAGCCGGCCUUUGCAGAGCACCUGACGCAGCCAGCAAGUAUGAACCAGGUCACAGUGUCGGUACGCCUACUCCGCCGUCACAGUACACUGGCAUUGGAUGCCUUGAUUGAGAGUGCGUACUUCCUGAUCACGACCAGUGCAGGUCCGCUACGUACGCUGUACCCAAAUAUGCUGUACAUUCUCUACAAUACGGCGCCGCAAUGGAAGCAUGUGUGCGUCGUCUCAGCAUCGCGCAUUGAGCAGCUCGUACGUCAAUUUGCCGCGCCCAAGUACUUGCUGUGCAUGCCAGAGCAUCCGUCCUUGCUCAACCUGCUUCUCCAGACGCUUUCUCGUGUCAUGCUAUACCAUUAUGCCGACAAUGUGCAUGUAGCCUAUGUCAUUGUCCGCCUGUCGAGCGUGCUGGAGCAGGUACGUACGCUCCGUCUCGACGAGGCAUUGGAGGCCAUUCAUCGGAGGUGGGAGCAUGCCAAAGUAUGGCACAAGGACGAUCUGUCUACUACCAAGUCGCUUCCUUCGCCACCGGCAGGCACAGAGACGACAGCGAAUGAAGAUGUCCUUACACCGUCCACGGAUAUGGAUGUGGCGUUCCGUGGCGCGGAGAUCCAGAACGAGCAGUCAUUGGCUCACGGCGCGGAUCCUCUCGCGGUAGACGAGGUGCUGGGCACUGCGUCGUCCGAGGUCAAGGUGGACGCCAAGACAGCCGACACAGACGCCCAAGAUGAUGGAAAGGAGGAGGCUGAAGCAGAGCCCAAGGAAGAUACCAAGGCGAACGCCGACGAUGUCAUCAAGGAAGAUACGGACGCUGAUGUCAAAGAAGAUACCGAAAGAGACGCUAAGGCUACGGAGGUGGAUCACGAUGCCAUGCGAGAGCCUGCGCAAGAGGGCGGGUCGACGACUCGCACAGGGCUGAGUGCACCCGAGUUGCGUCGUGUCGCUGUAAGUAUCGGCAAGCAUGGAUUUGUUCCGACGCAGGCAUGGGUCGAUGCAUGGCAGCCUACCUUGUCGUUGGACGUGCUUACGCCGAUGCUGGCGUACCUCACCCCGCGACUCCAGUCUUUUACGCAGAGCGACGCUGUGGUGGGAAGUGCGAAUGCGCAUGAACAGAUCUUGCAGUUCCUGCAGACGCAGUCGCUUGAUGAAGUACUGCCGGGCGCCUCGGCGCCGACGAUGCAGCCCUUUGUGUGGAGUGCACAGAGUACGAUAUGGUUCCAAAGCUAUUUCUGGGGCCUGGUCUAUGCGGUCGGCGCCACGCCUUGGGCUCUAUGGCUGGAUACACACACACAUCUAUUUGAAGUGCACACAGAAACGCCACGGGACUCCACGGCGGCGAUGGCCAUGGGGCUGGUAUCUUCGUGGACGGCGGGCCUUUUGCCGACGUGGCCCUUUACUCCACUGACGUCCAAUGACCAUGGCCAAGCCACAGCGUAG
Messenger RNA from Malassezia pachydermatis, 2973 nucleotides. RefSeq lists its product as hypothetical. The record is from RefSeq and is a predicted model, not a curated record. The coding region runs from base 1 to 2973 and encodes 990 amino acids. Gene Ontology annotation, cellular component: Golgi medial cisterna; Golgi trans cisterna; membrane. NCBI's taxonomy places the organism in Eukaryota, Fungi, Basidiomycota, Malasseziomycetes, Malasseziales, Malasseziaceae. The transcript has a single exon.